AUGACUGAACUCAAUAAUACUUUAACUCCAGUCGUUAUCGAAUCAUGGUUUAUCCCAUUAGAUAUCAUACCAAUGUUUGCUCUUAUUCUCACUAUUAUUUUCGAUUGUAUUUUUCUAAUUCUUAUCAUUUUCGACAAAGCCUGUCAUACCUUACAGAUGAUGUUUAUUGCUUAUACAUGUUUUGCACAACUUCUUACAAGUAUCAACAUGACUUGGGUGUACAUCUUUCUAUUAGAAAAUGAUCUUAAACAAUUACAAUAUUACAAUUCGAUGUGCUUAUUUCGAGGUUACUUUACUCCUGCAUCGUGUGCUAUGAUGAUACAUUCAUUUACAUUACAAACAUUUCAUCGAUACAUGACGGCUGUUUAUCCGACUCAUUUAUUUUGGCAAUUGAUUCGAACACAAUUGUUUCUUAUGUGUAUAUCCUUCGUAUUUUGUCUAUUAUUUCCUCUAAUUCCAUUGCUGACUGGUUACAUUGUUUACAAUGUUUACAAUCAAAAUUGCGAAAUCUUAUUUAGCUUCAAUUUUGGUGUCAUCUGGAUAUCAUCUUGCACAUAUAAUGUGCCUGUAGUGAUCAUUAUAUUUCUGUAUUUUCGAUUAGUAUUAUAUGCCAAAUCAAUAAACAAUGUUGCAACAGCUGUGAAUGUCUUCUUUCGCGCACAACGGGAAUUAAAGAUGGUGAAGCAAAUUGUGAUAUUAGUGUCAAUGCUUUUGAUCUUUGGUGUCCCAUAUGUAACAUUUAUAUUUACAUCAUUUUUUACAAAUAUUCCAUUGUAUCAUUAUCGAAUUUCACAUGUGUUCGUCGUACUACCGUAUCCAAUACUUCUUGCGACUUUAUUCUAUUUCACCGAACCAUUGAAAGAUUCGUUGAGAAAACUUUUUUCCGGACGAAGAAAUCUUACUGGAUUAAGUACGACAUUGACUAAUCGUUAA
Adineta ricciae is the source of this 933-nucleotide messenger RNA. The record is from the annotation of a GenBank genome assembly. NCBI's taxonomy places the organism in Eukaryota, Metazoa, Rotifera, Eurotatoria, Adinetida, Adinetidae.